Messenger RNA from Prorocentrum cordatum, 321 nucleotides. NCBI's taxonomy places the organism in Eukaryota, Dinophyceae, Prorocentrales, Prorocentraceae. The record is from the annotation of a GenBank genome assembly.
AUGGUGCUGCCCUCCCUGGUCAGCCUGGCCACCCACUGCCGGCUCGGGAACGUGCGCGCCGGCAUGGCGCUUCCGCUGUCUCUGGGCUCGGCGGCGGGCGCACUGGUGGGCGGCAGCGUGGCGACGCAGGCGCCAGAGGAGCCGCUGCAGUGGCUGUUUUCGGCGGUGCUCGUGGCGAUCGGCUCCCAGAAGCUGUGGGCCCUCCGCGGCAGGCCAGGCCCGCGGCGCGGCACUGCCUGCGGAGCACCCCGCUGCGCUGCGUGCGGACAGCGCCAGGGGGCGGGCAGCGCCAAGGCGGUCACCCUGCUCCUCGAGUUGUGA